Messenger RNA from Cimex lectularius (bed bug), 1749 nucleotides. RefSeq names its product nucleolysin TIAR (gene Rox8). Bases 147 to 1349 code for a protein of 400 amino acids. Gene Ontology annotation, molecular function: mRNA binding. Lineage: Eukaryota; Metazoa; Arthropoda; Insecta; Hemiptera; Cimicidae. The transcript is spliced from 2 exons. The record is from RefSeq and is a predicted model, not a curated record.
GACAUUGGCUUAAAGCUUCUUCACAAUACUUGUGUGAGUUGUGGUUUUGGUUUAGUUGUAAGGCCGUGUUAAUUUUUGUCUUGUGUGGAAUAUUCGUGGAAAAUAGAUUUUUCGCAUAGACGUUCGUUGAAAUAAAAGUGUGAAGGAUGAGCGAAGAGAGUAACCCAACUACUCUAUACGUUGGGAACUUGGAUCACAGCGUCUCGGAAGAAUUGCUGUGUGCGUUAUUUUCACAGAUCGGCCCAGUCAAAGGAUGCAAAGUCAUAAGGGAGCCGGGUAACGAUCCUUAUGCUUUUGUGGAUUUUAUCAGCCACCCGGGUGCUGCGACGGCUUUGGCGGCGAUGAACAAAAGGCUUUUUUUGGAGAAAGAAAUGAAGGUUAAUUGGGCAACGUCCCCCGGCAACACACCGAAACUGGACACGAGCAAUCACCAUCAUAUAUUCGUCGGGGAUUUGAGUCCCGAAAUCGAGACCCAAGCCCUAAGGGACGCGUUCGCCCCAUUCGGCGAGAUAUCCAAUUGUCGCAUCGUCCGCGAUCCACAGACCCUCAAGUCGAAAGGGUACGCGUUCGUGUCUUUCGUCAAGAAAGCCGAAGCGGAAAACGCGAUAUUGGCCAUGAACGGCCAAUGGUUGGGGAGCCGUAGCAUAAGGACCAAUUGGUCGACGAGGAAACCUCCGCCUCCAAGGGACACGAGGAACAGGCAGAACAAUGCGAAGGCGCCGACUUUCGACGAAGUCUACAACCAGUCGAGCCCGACCAACUGCACGGUCUACUGCGGUGGAUUCGUCAACGGCAUCAACGACGACCUUAUGGAAAAGGUAUUCUCCCAAUUCGGUACUAUUAAGGAUAUUAGAUGCUUCAAAGACAAGGGUUACGCCUUCAUCAAGUUCAUGACUAAAGAGGCCGCUACGCAUGCUAUCGAAACGAUUCACAAUACCGAAAUCAGUGGACAGAUCGUCAAGUGUUUCUGGGGGAAAGAGACAUCGGAUCCGAACAACGCCGCAAACAUGAAUAACACGACCAACGCCAACCAGGUCAGCGCAGCGCAAUGGCCUUACAUGUACGGUAACAUGGGAUAUUGGUAUCCGCAGGGGUACUCGGCUGCCCCCGGAACCCACAUGCAACAGCAAUACCUCCAGGGUAUGCAAGGAUAUCCGUACGGUCAGUUCGGUUACCAACAGAAUUAUGUAGGUAGGAUGGGGAUGCAAAUGCCAGCCGGCUCGUGGCCCGGGAUGGCAGCCCCAUCCGGCAGCGCACAGCCCAAUUCUCAACAAAUGCCGCAGUCUUCAGCUAUGCAACCGGCCAACACGAUGAUGCCCUAUUCGAUGCAACAGUUUCAAACACAGUGACAUAUUUCAAUAUUGUAAAUAUAAUAAACUGAUGCAUUAAAAUUCAGAAGAAUUUAAUCGACCCGUUUAAAAAUAUUAUUUUAAAAAAAAUUUAAAAAAGCAAAAAAAAAAUAGUGUGUAGUAUUUAGAAUAGUCCAGGCACGUCUGGAUUAAUUCAUGAAUUAAGGGGCAAAUGGUUUAUUUAUUGCCAUAGAUGACGGUCAAGGGGGCGAAUAUAGAUAAUUAACAAUCUUUUUGUACAGAUAAUUAAUAACCACGCUUCCAACUAGGUUUUUUAUACAUGUGAGUGUAAUACUGUGUAUGUGAGGGUGUGAUGCGAUACAUAGGGGAAUAAAAUAUAUUUUAGUCACAAGUCUUUUUCUUUCUUUCUUUCUUUUUUUUUUUUUUUUUUACAAUCUUG